Molecule: messenger RNA, 3928 nt
Organism: Hermetia illucens (black soldier fly)
Lineage: Eukaryota; Metazoa; Arthropoda; Insecta; Diptera; Stratiomyidae
Product: zinc finger protein OZF
Exons: 5
Coding region: 1696-3225 (509 amino acids)
Biological process (GO): regulation of DNA-templated transcription
Molecular function (GO): DNA-binding transcription factor activity, RNA polymerase II-specific; RNA polymerase II cis-regulatory region sequence-specific DNA binding
Source: RefSeq, a predicted model, not a curated record
AGUAUCGAAGAAAAGUCAAUUAUGACGGUCAAAGGCCUAAGUUGAGUGUUUUCGUUGUCACAGUGGGAAAAGUGCUGAAAUUCCAAUUGGUUUGGAUACAUUUCAUCCACCAUGCACCUUUUGUGUUCUCCUAAAUAGAAGUAGUUGGAGUAUUAUGAUGAAAAAGGCACCAUUGGGGCAGCUCCCUGGUAAGUAGUCGCUCGAAACCAACCCUCCAUUUUGCAGCUCAGACGGGAGAAUACGAACGACUUCGACGCAUCAUGAACGCGAAAUCCUUUGUUGAUUUCAUGACGAUAACUGCAACGCCGGGUUCCGAGCUGCGCACGCACAAGACUCAAUCUAAUCCGGUUGUUUACCCAAGGCGCGAACGCAAACAGAGACAAUCUCGAGAUUUCGAUAUCGCACUCGCUGCCUGAUAAAAUGUCUCCCGGCCGCUAUCCAGUAAAAAAGAUAGCGCAAGCCAGAAACCUUCCUACGGUUCGUCUACGCGGAAAACGAAGGUGGCCACCACUGCAGAGUGCUUGUUGUUGUUGGCGUCGAUAAAAAAUGCGGCGCGGCUGAUAAGGGGCCACAGCUCGUGCUUGCGUUCAUACAAUGAUCUCUCCGCCGCCCGGGCCCCCCGUCCAAUGGGACCGCCCGCUCCCUACCUAUCGGGGCUCAGACUGAUAACAGAAUUUACAUUAUCGUUGCUGCCGACGUCGCCACUCGACAUUAAAAUUGCGGUCGUAAAAAGCAAAAAUGCACGCAUUAUUCGAUUAAAUGAGAGCGCAACAGGGCGGCGUAUUGCGGUGAUCUUCAAGGAAGCGAAACCAAACAGUUUGCGGCCGCAGAUAUUCAAAAGACUUCAAUGCCGCGGUCUCCGUCAAACAUCCAAGACGAGUUGAAUUGAUUGGAGCGAGCAAAUCGGCCGAAACAUCAGAUCGGAGUCAUCGUUUCUGGUUCAUUUGCUGGAUCAAAUCUGGGCGAGGAAGCAGUCAACCAUGGCCAGCCAUUGAGACGACCGAUCGUGUGUGAACUAUGACGACUUCAGCGAAGGCGACAGCAAUUAGGACCAGCUCGACUCGGAUUCAACUCGAUGCGAUUUGUAUGAAAUGUUGAAGUCACCGUAGGUCGCCCUUCCACAGCGCUGACCUAUUUCGACCGCAGCGGCAUUAAAAUUCAACCGAAAUGUAAAUCGAUUGUCAGGGAACACAAACAAGGAGACGUACACGCUUACUUCGAAUCGAUUUUUUCUUUCUCGGUGUACUGAAUACAUUAAGCUGUUUCAUCUAUAAUACUUGCAUGAAUAAUGAAAAGCGACAAACGGUCUUCUUCUAGUUGUAGUUUAGUGUUUUUCAGAAUAAAGUGAACAGACAAAGCCAAAUUAAAUCAUGUAACCUUUCACGUUUGGGGUAAACAUGGUAGAGGUGCUGGUACAAAAUGUCGUCUCUGAACGCAACUCUGCAAUAUACGUACUAACAAAAUACCUUCUAUUCCGAUUUAGUAGUAAAAUAAUCCAAUUGGUAGCGGUAAAUGAAUAAAGUAAAAAUAGUAAAUAAUGCAGAAAUGCUAUCAGACUUGAAAGAAACUAGCCAAAAACAAUAAAACCAACAAAUAGUGCUUUAGUGGUUGGUGGUGGUGGUGGAAGUAACUAAAAUAGUUCUAACCAGAAUUUCUAGAAAUACCCAGUAGUUAAUAAAAUUCACAAACGAAAUCAUGCAACGAAAAUCACGUAAAUCGGACAGCGCAUCGUCAUCGAUAACAGCAAACUCAACAACUAGCGAUAGUGGGAUUCUAUUAUCAGAUGCGGCCUCCGAAAACACGAGUAUUGGAUCUCCUGAAGCUGGGCUUCUAGUUAUCGAAGAUCCGACGGGACUCCCAACAAGCAUAAAAAGGUCAUCGUCAAUUUCAGAGUGUAAAAGUGAAAUCCCUUUCGUGGUCCGCAAAGCGCGGAAAACACGAAAACCACGAAAAGAGUACGUUUGUAGCGUCUGUGAAAAGCAGUUUCGCGGGUCGAGUGAUCUGCAUAAGCACGCACGAACUCACACGGGCGAACGACCCUAUGGGUGUGACAAGUGUCCUAUGCGUUUCAAGCAAACAGUCAGUUUAAAGAAUCACAUUGCAUCGAUCCAUGGGACUGAUCAAAAGUUCUCCUGUGAUCAGUGCAAGAAGUCAUUCCCGCUUAAGGAACGAUUGAGACUACAUAUGCGUAUUCAUUCGGGAGAGAAGCCGUAUAGUUGUUCGCAGUGUCCGAAGACGUUCGCUAGGGGUGGACCGCUUCGUCAACAUAUGUUCUCCCAUCAUGCAACUAAAAAGUUCAAAUGUCUUGAAUGCCCGGCUUCGUUCACAUCACUCAAUCGACUACGACUUCACAUGAAAAUUCACUCGAAUGUCCUCGAGAAACGUCUCGGUGUCGUAUCCACCGGGAAAGGGAAAGAAUUCCACUGUAAAAUUUGCAAUAAAACACUAAAGGGUCAUCUCCUUCAGCACAUGAAAAGCCACGAAAAUAUCCGCUCGCAUGUCUGCAGUAUUUGCAAUUUACAAUUUUCACAAAAAUCACAUUUGAACGUUCAUCUGCGAAUGCAUUCAGGGGAGCGACCCUAUCGAUGUCGGGUUUGCUGGGAAGCAUUCGGCCACUCGAGCGUCCUAAAACUGCACAUCCGCAAACACACCGGUGAGAAACCUUUCAAAUGUCUAAUCUGCACAGAAUUUGGUGUGGCUUUCUCACAACUUCCACAUCUCAAAAAUCACAUGAAAGUCAUUCACGGCAAGGACAAACCCUACAUAUGUGAAGCAUGCCAGGAGUUUUUCAAAACCAAAAAUGAUUUGAAAAUUCACAUGGAUUCAGAGUGCCUGAAAGCGAACUCCGACGAAUCUCUACAAAACAUUCAAAACGAAGAAGAGGCUUCUCUGUCACGACUGCGUCUUCUUGUAGCCAUUCUAAUCAAACGAAUUUCGACGGAGGAUCGUCUAAAGCAGCUGGGCUUCGAGAAACGGUUGAUCGACAACGUUAUUGUCAGCGCUUUGAAGAUGGCAAAACGUCAGUUUUAUGAGGACGAAAAAAUGAAUGAGAUCGAUCGCUUCCGGCUGAACAUCGAGGAAUUUCUUGAGUGGACGUUGCCUGAGAAAUUCAUGACUGAAUUCAGAGCUGAACAGAAACCUAUUGAAGACUUGCUGGAUAAGCUCGUGUCGAAAUAUCCCAAUCCGAACGGUGAAGUUGCAGAAAAGGGCGUGAAUGAGGAGUAGAAUGUAAAUUAAUGUAAAUUUUCCCGCUAACAGAUGUCCACUAACAACGUGCCAUUUUUUCAAUUCUUGCCUUUUGAGCACCUUUCGAUAGGGAACUACCCAACUAACUCUAACCAUUUUAGCUGUACCACUAACAACAGACUUUCCAAAGAAACACUGUAUCAUUUGUAUCCUCUCCCAUAAGCUGUAACAAUGCCUUCUUACCUUGGGUAACGUGUGGUGAAGGGACAUAAAAUUGUCAAUUUUCGUACAAAAACAAAACUAAACCAAUUUCGAAUGCCAAAAACUACGCUAAAGUGAAAUCAAACACCUUCAAUCAAUUACCUCCUUUUCGUUCGGUGUCUAAAUGAAUGUGGAAGCGAAAAUUACACUAAAGCUCCCAUUUUUCCCGAAGGAGGUGACUAAGUGAAAUCGAAUUAGUUUUCAUUUUUUAGGGAAGAAAUCUAUUUGGAUUUCUUCCACUUAUUUCCUGGAAGCUAAGUAGAAACUUUCUAGUCGAAGACUUUAUCAAAGUAGCUUUAUAUAAUCAAACAUUUCCUAGAUUAAUUUUAGUUUCAUUAUUUUCCUAGAUUUCAUCUGAUCAUUGCAAAGUUGAAUUAACGAUUCUUGCCAUAAUAUGAAUUUUUCUAAAUAAACGCCAAAAAUUUAAUGUAAAUUUAAUAUUUAUAUGACUUUAUAGCAAUAAAAAUUAAUUUCAUCGAAU